Torulaspora globosa is the source of this 1455-nucleotide messenger RNA. RefSeq names its product ribonuclease III (gene RNT1). Gene Ontology annotation, cellular component: nucleus. The record is from RefSeq and is a predicted model, not a curated record. Lineage: Eukaryota; Fungi; Ascomycota; Saccharomycetes; Saccharomycetales; Saccharomycetaceae. The coding region runs from base 1 to 1455 and encodes 484 amino acids. Gene Ontology annotation, biological process: primary miRNA processing; rRNA processing; regulation of gene expression. Gene Ontology annotation, molecular function: double-stranded RNA binding; ribonuclease III activity. The transcript has a single exon.
AUGGAUGCCAAGAGGAAGCUUGAUAGUUUGGAAGACCAGGAGGUCUCACUUCCUUCCAAAAAGAGUCGGCUGGAGGGAGGAUCUGCUCAGUUCGAUGGCAGGCGUAAGCAGAAGGAGACACAUAGUCAGUUUUACGAAUAUUCGCAAGUGAUCCAGUUAGAACAUGCUGUGACCAAAUUCCUAGAGGCUUAUAAAUGUAUCACGGAGCUUUCUCCCAACCUGAAAGCCUACAAUGAAGUUCUGGAAAAUCAGGACAAAGUGCCAGUGCAAAUCCUGCAGGCAUUGGCUCGCUAUAAAUUGAAGCUGGCGGCAGAGUUGAAAUCUCUGCAGGAAUUGGAUAAAUCUCCGCUACUAUCGGAGCUCAUGGAUUUUGAGUCGCGUUUUGAAGAGGAUAAGCUGACGAGUCAACCGAUUAUUAGCGAGCUCAGUAAGAAGGAUGUAAAGAAGUUGGUUGUCGGGAAGAUCGAUUACAAGGCGUCUGAAGGCAAAGACAGUAGUACAGAGGACGAUGAUGACAAUGAGGACAGCUACGAUCCGUCAUCCGCUGGUAAGCCACCAAGGGAAAAUAAAUGGCCUCCUAAGUUGCCUCAGAUUAGAGAUCCGGCAAUCAGAGCCAGGGUGUUCAUUCAUAAAUCCACGAUCAAGGAUAAACUAUAUCUCAAAGAAACGGAAAUGAUCAACGCUCACAAUGAAAGACUCGAGUUUUUGGGGGAUUCUGUCUUGAACACAGUUAUGACUAUGAUCAUCUACAAUAAAUUCCCACGCUUCACCGAAGGACAGUUAUCAAAGCUCAGAAUGAGCCUGGUGAGUAAUGAGCGCAUAAAGGCGUGGUCGUUUCUUUACGGUUUCGACAAGCACUUGAAAACUAACUUCCAAGAUAAUGUGGCUUUCCAGCAGGGGAAACGAAAGUUAUUUGCGGACGUUUUUGAAGCGUAUAUUGGCGGAUUGAUUGAGGAUGAUCCUAAACAUAACAUGCCAAAGGUUCGAAAAUGGUUAAGUAAGCUGGCAAAACCGAUUAUAGAGGAUGCAACUCAGAAGGACAUUGACUUGGAAUCGACGGAUAAUGUCGAUUUGAAUGCCAAAAGACAACUAUACUCUCUGAUUGGGUAUGCUGCGUUGAACUUGCAUUACGUUACCGUUAAAAGGCCCACUGCGGGUGAUCCCAACACCGUUGUCGAAUGUCGCAUAGGGGAUGGUACUACAUUGGCCUCAGGAGCUGGUCGAAAUGUCAAAAUUGCUGGCUUAAGAGCUGCUCAAAACGUUCUUCGAAAUAAACCACUUCUUGAGAAAUAUGCAAGCUUGCGUGCUGCGAUCCCAAGGACAGAGUCAGUUGUGAAAAAGGAUGAGUUAGCGAGAACAGGCAGCAGCUCAAAUGUAAAUAGAGAUAAAUCUCCAUCGAUGGGUCCAUCAGGAGCCAUUAAGUUAAGUUCAGAAGGUCAGUUUUUUAUCGGCUGA